AUGUCGCAGUCCGCCCCGAACAUUUAUGACGAUGCCGUAGUGGGUCUGUCGAGAGAACCUAACCCUGCAUUUCCCCGGGCAGGAAGCAGUAUAGGCAAUCGCCAUUUGACUCCACUUCUGUUCACAAAGGCGACACAGAGACCUUUGUUAAACAAAUCACGCUAUACCAACCAGGACUCACCAUGCGUUGCUCCACACGAUUGCGGCAGAGGCGUGGUCGUGGUGUUAAGAUCUGCACGGCAAAACCAUAAUCAGAGACCUCUCGAGAUUGACGUGAUCAAGCAAAUUCUCGACGCCGCUCCAGAGCUGCAGAAACAUCUGCCUCGUGUCUGCUUCAAUCUGAACACUCGGCACGACGUGUACCAGAUGGAGAUUCGAGACCUGAAGAUUAUCGCCGCCGAUCGCUGCUACGAACUAUGGAAGGUUGAUUCUCUUGAAGAAUUUAAAACAGCCUUCCUUGACAUCUUCGAAUGCCAUCAUCGAGCGUUUGUCAAAGGGAAAGCCCUUCAUGGAGAUAUUACUGCAGAAAAUGCCAUGUUUUAUCGCCACCGAACGCACGGCAUCAGAGGAUGCCUCAACGGCUUCAAUAAUUCCUCUGCAUCGACUGGAGACGGACCCAGCAACGGCGCAGCCGAUGUACCAUUUCGUGCGGAAGCAGUUCCUUUCAUGGCUUUGGACAUUAUAGAUGAAUAUAAGGCCCCCAUGCCCCGCUUUUACCGCCACGACCUGGAAUCAUUCGUUUACCUUCUUGUUUGGGCCGGAGUUCACUUUGACAUCAGACGCCAUGUUCAUGGGAUAACAAAUGAGUUCAUUGCUGGAUGGACGGCACAUGCGUCAUCAGACUUGAUGCGUGCCCAUGAUAACAAAAGCCAGUUCUGGAUUAAUGAUGUUCGGGCAGAGGGUAUUCGUUCUCAGUUCCGAGAAGAAUUUAUCCCUCUGUGGAAUGAAUGGAUCGCGCCCCUGAGAGAAUUAUUUUGGGAUGCGUGGAGGGCGGACAGGAUGCACAGGAAGAAGAUCUGGAGAGGGCAGGUGUCAGAACUCGACACGGAGACCUUGGGCGGUAUUCUUACAUUUGAAACAUUUAUGAAGGCUUUAGGGAAGCAACCGUGUCACUGGGAUACCGACUAG
Molecule: messenger RNA, 1128 nt
Organism: Desarmillaria tabescens
Lineage: Eukaryota; Fungi; Basidiomycota; Agaricomycetes; Agaricales; Physalacriaceae
Exons: 2
Coding region: 1-1128 (375 amino acids)
Source: RefSeq, a predicted model, not a curated record